AUGGCAAUAUCGCUGGACCGCAAGACGGUCGCGAUAUACGCCGGCGCGAUUGUGCUACGCCUCGUCAUUUUCCUCGCUUUUCCCGACAUUCCCGAUUUUUUGACCGCGAGAGUGGAAAUAUCGACUCCAAUCUCGAGCUUUCAAAGACUCCAAGAAGGCCUCUUUCUUUAUCAACAUGGAUUAUCACCUUACGAUGGUGGUGUCUUUCACCAAGCGCCGCUACUGCUGGUCAUCUUCGAGAUCCUGCCGCCGACGCUGGUCUUUGUCGGUCUGGAUGUCCUAAACGCAGCAUCCCUACAUGUUAUUGCGGACGACCUACGAAUUCCAACCUCUCGCUUUCACCAGUUGGAUGGCUCCCUGAUCGCUGCGGGUUAUCUCUUUAAUCCUUUUACCAUCUUGUCGUGUUUGGGGAGGAGCACCAGCAUCUUUACGAAUGCUGCCAUUAUCCAAGCUGUCUUCAACGCUCAGUCAGGAAAUGCAAUCCGCGCCAUGUUCGCGCUUGCGAUUGGGACCUAUUUGUCAAUGUAUCCAGCUUUACUUCUGCCACCGACCCUGCUCAUGAUCCAUAAAAACAAUCGAUCUAGGUCUCUCGCUGCGUCAAUCGUUUCCUAUACCGCAGGGCUCGCUGCACUCCUAGCCACGACACCCAUCUUAACCAGUGGAUUCUGGAAUUUCUUGGCCUCUUGCUACGGCGUCCAAAUAACGGUUCCUGACCUGACUCCCAACGUCGGGCUGUGGUGGUACUUCUUCAUCGAGAUAUUCGAUUCUUUCCGGGAUUUCUUCAUCGGCGUUUUCUGGUUGCACUUGGUGGGAUAUGUAGGAGGCAUGACUCUUCGACUCCAAAGCCAGCCUCUUUUCGUCAUCACCAGCCUGCUGGGCUUGUUCGCCAUCUUCAAGCCAUACCCGAGCAUCGCGGACGUCUCGCUGUAUCUCGGAUUUUUACCAAUGUAUCAACAUGUGCUUCCCUUAACUCGAUACACCUUCAUCGCUGCAUCUGUGCUGCUGUAUUCGACCCUAUUGGGCCCUGCCUUUCACCAUUUGUGGAUUUACGCCGGCUCUGGCAAUGCCAACUUUUUCUAUGCCAUCACACUGGUUUGGAGUUUGGGGUUAACCAUCCUUGUUGGAGACACCUUGUUCGCUGUUAUGCGCGACGAAUGGGAGAUGGAGAGGCCCGAAAUGAAGGGUAAAAGUGUACGCCAGAUAUGA
Messenger RNA from Fonsecaea pedrosoi CBS 271.37, 1206 nucleotides. RefSeq lists its product as uncharacterized. The transcript has 2 exons. The coding region runs from base 1 to 1206 and encodes 401 amino acids. NCBI's taxonomy places the organism in Eukaryota, Fungi, Ascomycota, Eurotiomycetes, Chaetothyriales, Herpotrichiellaceae. Gene Ontology annotation, cellular component: GPI-anchor transamidase complex; membrane. The record is from RefSeq and is a predicted model, not a curated record. Gene Ontology annotation, biological process: attachment of GPI anchor to protein; protein localization to cell surface.